This is a messenger RNA of Chlorella variabilis, 1353 nucleotides long. RefSeq lists its product as hypothetical. Gene Ontology annotation, molecular function: serine-type endopeptidase activity. The record is from RefSeq and is a predicted model, not a curated record. Bases 1 to 1353 code for a protein of 450 amino acids. The transcript has 9 exons. Lineage: Eukaryota; Viridiplantae; Chlorophyta; Trebouxiophyceae; Chlorellales; Chlorellaceae. Gene Ontology annotation, biological process: proteolysis.
AUGGGGCGCGUGUGCCUCCUGCUCCUCUGCCUAGUCGCGGCUUGCAGCUCUGUCAAGGCGGCGAGCCGGCCGGCCAAGCCGGCGCGCCACCCCUCGCGGCUGAUCGUCCGGUUUGCCAGCGACGCGGCGGUGUCGUCGGCGGCGGCGGCGGCGGCGGCGGCGGCGGCGGCGGGCACCGACACGCUGAAGCUCGUGGCGCCGCGCCUCAACCUGUUCACGGUGAAGGUCACGGACGGCAGCAGCCCCGAGGAGAAGGCAAAGCAGCUGACGGCGAUGCCAGGCAUACUGUACGCCGAGGUGGAGCUGCAAAUGGAGCUGGCCGGGCGCGCCUUGGCACAGACGCGGCCACCGCCGCCGUCGCCGACGCGCGAGCCGCGCCCGCAGCCGCGCGCCGCCGUGCGCCGGCCCCGCCGCCGCCCCGCCACCGUCACGCCCAACGACACCUUUUGGUCGCAGCAGUGGGGGCCGGCCAUGAUGAACGCCGGCACGGGGUGGGGCCUGCACCGGGACGCCGCCAGCGUGAGGGUGUGCCUGGUUGACUCAGGGGUGGCCUGGGGGCACCCAGACCUGGCCGCCAACCUGGCGCCCAUGUCGGAAGCCUACCAGGCGCUGCACACCGACCGCUACGGCCACGGCACGCACGUGGCGGGGAUUGUGGGCGCGACGCCGAGCAACGGCCUGGGCGUGGCGGGGCUGGCCUUCCGCACCAGCCUGCUCGCUUGUAAGGGGCUCGAGGAUGACGGCACGGGUUAUGUCAGCACCGUCGUCGGCUGCAUCGACAGCUGCAGGUCGCUGGGCGCCCACAUCAUCAACCUCUCCAUGGUGCUGCAAUCCUUGUCCACCCGGGACGACGUCCGCUCCCUCAACGCCUCCAUCAAGGCGGCCACAGACCACGGCGUGUUCAUCAGCAGCGCCGCUGGGAACAACGAGCUCGACCUGGACUACCGCCCCGUCUACCCCGGCAGCUUUGGCUACCCGGGGCUGGUGACUGUGGCCAAUGUGCAGCGGGAUGGCAUGCUGCACCAAGCAGCGUGGAACGCUGGCAGCAACUUUGGCGCCAACUCGGUGCACCUGGCGGCCCCCGGCACCGACAUUCUUUCCACCUACGACGAGUCCACCUUGAAGUGGGGGGGGGCCUACCAGAUCAUGACAGGCACCAGCAUGGCGGCGCCCGCCGUCAGCGCUAUCGCAGCCCUCGCGCUGCCUGCGUCGGGCGGCAAGCUUACAAACGUGCAGCUGCAACAGCUGCUCAUACGCACUUCGCGGCCGCUGCCCGCCCUCAAAGGCAAGGUGAUGUCUGAAGGGGUGGUGGACAUGUACCAAGCGAUUCUGGAGGCCAGAGCGUAUGCCUGA